Molecule: messenger RNA, 2064 nt
Organism: Vombatus ursinus (common wombat)
Lineage: Eukaryota; Metazoa; Chordata; Mammalia; Diprotodontia; Vombatidae
Gene: PTGES3
Product: prostaglandin E synthase 3
Exons: 8
Coding region: 358-840 (160 amino acids)
Biological process (GO): telomerase holoenzyme complex assembly; prostaglandin biosynthetic process; telomere maintenance via telomerase
Cellular component (GO): cytosol; nucleus
Molecular function (GO): prostaglandin-E synthase activity; protein-folding chaperone binding; Hsp90 protein binding
Source: RefSeq, a predicted model, not a curated record
GCCGCCGCCGCCGCCACCGCCACCGCCACCACCUCCACCUUGCCUCGCCUGGCCUUACCGCCCCUCGUACGCACACGUUCAUUCUCCCUCCUCGCGCCCUCUUCUUACUCUUUCCUCCUCUCCCCGAACAGAAGAGCCUCUCUCGUCGCGCGGUGCAUUGUGGGACCCAGGCCAAGCCCGCCGCCGUCGCCUCCGCCACCGCCGCCUGAGGGGAGAGAGCGAGGGAGAGGAGAGGCCGUGACCGGAGGAGAAGGAGGCACCAGAGCCGGAGCCGCCCGCCCGAGGGGAGUCGGAGCCGUCAUUGCCGCCUGAGAGACCCACCCCACUUGUUCGCCCGUCCCCCCCACCCCAUACACAAUGCAGCCUGCUUCCGCAAAGUGGUACGAUCGAAGGGACUAUGUCUUUAUUGAAUUUUGUGUUGAAGACAGUAAAGAUGUUAAUGUAAAUUUUGAAAAGUCCAAACUUACUUUCAGUUGUCUUGGAGGAAGUGAUAAUUUUAAACAUUUAAAUGAAAUUGACCUAUUUCAGUAUAUUGAUCCAAAUGACUCCAAGCAUAAAAGAACAGACAGAUCGAUCUUAUGUUGUUUACGGAAAGGAGAAUCGGGACAGUCAUGGCCAAGGUUAACAAAAGAAAGGGCAAAGCUCAAUUGGCUUAGUGUGGACUUCAAUAAUUGGAAAGAUUGGGAAGAUGAUUCUGAUGAAGACAUGUCCAAUUUUGAUCGCUUCUCUGAGAUGAUGAACAACAUGGGAGGUGAUGAGGAUGUAGAUUUACCAGAAGUAGAUGGAGCAGAUGAUGAUUCACCAGACAGUGAUGAUGAAAAGAUGCCAGAUCUGGAGUAAAGAAGAAAGUGUUGUCUUCAGGGUUUUGGGAAAGAAAGAUAACUUCAUUGCAAAAUUUUCAUAAUUGAGAUAAUUCCUGCGUUGGUAGCUCUAAAGGCAGAUACUGUAUUUGCCUCCUUUAAUCCAUUUUCAAUCUGUUUGUUUUAAAAAGGCUUCACUAAGGGUUGAUGUGUACUAUUGUAUGGGUCAGUUUUAAGUCAGCUGAGGCAAUAACCUUAUGCAUGAACAUUUUUUCAGACUUCCAAGAAGCAAUUGAGGUAUAAGCAAUGGACACAGUCAUUGCAGUUUUAAAAAAAAAAUGAAAAAGGUUCACUGAGUCUCUUUACUGCUUUAUAACACAAAUACUGACAUGGUAAGAAAACUUAGCUUAUUUUAAGUAGUUUAAAAUCACUUCCCCCUGAUUAAACAGUAGAUUAAAGAGAAUUUUAAAAUGUUCAGAUUUUAGUACACAGACUCAAACUGCUAAAGCAAGUUUAAUUGGCUGACAACUUAAGCUGACAUUGCUGUACCUCCGGAGUGUCUUCAGGAUUGUUCCACUAAUGUUUUAUUUAAAAAAAAAUUAUUCACUUCACAUUGUUGUAUUUAAAUGAUCACUAGUUAGUGUUCCAAAUGUAUCUUAGCUAAAACUAGUGAAGCCCUAAUUUAAAUGGUUAUGAAGCCUGUACAUUUGGUAUUGUUUGACCCUUAAGCUUUUACAUCUCUUAGUAUGGAGGAGGAAGAACAGCUAUACAUUGUUGCUUGUCAAUCUGUACAUUUAGACCAAAUUUGUAUUUGCACUGUCAGUAUGGAAAACGAGUGACAAAAUGUUUAAUACACUAUUGGAAUUUUUUUUUCCUUUUUUUUUUUUUUUUUUUUUUUGGACUCGGCUUAUAACAAGGCUGAAAAAAACUUCAAUUUGUGUUCAGAACAGUGGGGAUUUUUUUUUUAUGUCUGCAUUCUUUCUAAUAAACAGUUGAAGACUUCUUGGCUGUCCUUUUAAGUGUCUGGUUUACUGUAAUUUCAUGUAUUCUUACUAUUUACUGGAAUGGAAUUUUUAUUUUUACUUGAGGAAGAAUAUAGUAGAACUAUUUCCUCUUUAAAUGAAGGAGGCUUGUUGUAAUGUUCCCAGGAAACCUUUUUAAAAGUGGAUCUGUAAUAGAACUUGUAGAUACACUUUACAACAGUUGAAAAAGAAAGUGUUGUGAUUUGACUGAAAUAAAACUAAAUGUGUUGUCCUCCUCUAAA